AUGGCCGACAUUCCUGCCAUCCGUGUGACGGAUCCGCAGAGCCGGGAUACCGUACCAGAGAGCAUAGGACCAAACAGGAGUGAAGGAUUCGACCAUGCUGCGGGCAGCAGAAGCGCAUCGCCAAAAGAGGGUAGGCCAUCAAAAGGAGAAAGAGGUCCACGGAGGAACAACAAAGAGCCCAAGGCUNNGACAGGAGGCGGUGACCAGGCAGCAGACCAAACACAUCCGGAGGCCUCCCGAAUCCUGGCAAACUGCUCCGUUCGUUGUCGGGGACCUUGUCGAACCAAGAAGAGCCCGUUGCAAACGACAAAGAUCCCUUGUCGCAGNCACCUUUUCCGCCGCGUACGACCAACGUCAUCUGGUGCGAGUGUCCCUUCUGAAGAUCGAUCCGACGACAAUGCCAUUUCCAGAUCAAACACGACUCUGAGUUCUACAGGUCGCGAGAAGAAGUGCGUUCUUGGCGCCUCAUUCCUCGGACGACUGCUGGGAAACAAGAAGAAAGAGACCGACGACAAUGUCAUUGACGACGCUGCAUCCGAGUUCAGCAACCUGCGACCCGAAGGCAUGGAGGCCAACGUCUUUUCCCAGCCCAUUGACAAUAUCGAGUUCAACCCACGACAUCCACCACCUCCAGAGUACAUCAGAGUCAGAGCACGCGACAAGAAAGAAAAGGACUUUGACCAUUUGUUCUUGGCCCAAGAGCUCUUGUCUUCAAACGUCCAUCAUGACGAGACACCGAUAUGGGCGAUGCAGUUCAGCAGGGAUGGCAGAUAUCUCGCUGCGGCAGGACAAGACAAGAUCAUCCGUAUCUGGGAGGUCAUCAAGACUCCAGAAGAUCGCAAGUCACAUGCUGAAGAAUCCGACAUCAACCAUCGCCCUCGUUUGAGUGCUCCAGUGUUUCGUCAAGAGCCAGUCAGAGAUCAGUUGCCAGAUAUGAUAACAGCGGUCGCCUUUACGCCGGAUGGAAAAUAUGCAAUGGCUGGGUGUUUUACUGGUCUUUGCAUGUUCUACGAGACUGAAGGGCUAAAGUAUCAAACUCAAAUCCACGCUCGCUCUAGGAAUGGUAAGAAUGCAAAGGGCAGCAAGAUUACUGGAAUCCAGUCCUUCCAUGCUGGUGGAGAGACCAAGGUGCUCAUCAGCAGUAAUGACUCGCGCAUACGAUUAUACAAUUUCCGCGACAAAAGCAUGGAGAUCAAAUUUAAGGGCAACAUCAACGACAGCAGCCAGAUCCGAGCGGCGAUCAGCGACGAUGCAAAAUACAUUUUCUGCGGCAGCGAAGAUCACAAAGUCUACAUCUGGCCCACACAUCCGCGCAGCAGUGACAAGAAGCAAAAGCGACCAAUGGAAACUUUUGACGCCAGCAACACAGUAGUCACCUGCGUCGCCUUUGCGCCGCCAAAGAGCAAGCAACUGCUUGGCAGGUCCGAAGACCCAAUCUACGAUCUCUGCAAUCCACCCCCGGUAAUGCUGAUGAGCUCAGCCGAACGCACCGGCUCACGACCACCUUCGCGCGCACCCACCGAAGACGGCCUCGAAGCAGACACACAACCCCACAAGCGCCCCGACGAAUCUCCAGCCUAUGUCGCGCGCUCCACCCAUGCCACAGGAAACAUCAUCGUUACCGCCGACCUGGCCGGCAGAAUAAAAGUCUUUAGACAAGACUGCGCGUACAACAAGCGCAAAACCGACAAUUGGGACACGUCGUCCGUGUUUUCGAAGCGCAAGCUAGAAUCCUCAGUUGGCGACAAGGGAUCUCGGGAAACGGUGGUAANCAAUACAACAAACGGCUCUAUUCGCAGCAACUCGCCGCGAAAAAGCACUGCCUCUUCUGCUGCUGCUGCUGCUGCUCCUCCACAACAGCAACGACCAGAUUCCAAAACUUCAAUGGCACCUCCUCCCCCUCCCGCACCACCAAAAAGUGAAGACAACGAUGACACCGACCCCUCUUCCUCCAAGGCGAUCAAAGCAUGCUAUACUGGAAACUAG
Molecule: messenger RNA, 1986 nt
Organism: Aureobasidium uvarum
Lineage: Eukaryota; Fungi; Ascomycota; Dothideomycetes; Dothideales; Saccotheciaceae
Source: the annotation of a GenBank genome assembly